Pyrus x bretschneideri (Chinese white pear) is the source of this 1101-nucleotide messenger RNA. Its product is annotated as GDSL esterase/lipase 7-like. The transcript has 5 exons. Bases 1 to 1101 code for a protein of 366 amino acids. The record is from RefSeq and is a predicted model, not a curated record. Lineage: Eukaryota; Viridiplantae; Streptophyta; Magnoliopsida; Rosales; Rosaceae. Gene Ontology annotation, molecular function: hydrolase activity, acting on ester bonds.
AUGUUCCAGAAUACGAGAAUGAAAUCAGUGUCAUUUAUUUUCUCGUUCAUAAUUAUGUUCUUGCAUUUUCACUCAUUGCAGAUGCAUAGUUUGCCAAUUGCACCAGCGCUGUAUGUGUUUGGGGAUUCACUUUUUGACAGUGGUAACAAUAACUUUUUACCAACUAUUUGUAAGGCAGACUACUUGCCUUAUGGGGUGAAUUUUGUUAAGGGAGUCACUGGAAGAUUUACCAACGGAAGAACAGUAGCAGAUUUUAUAGCUGAGUUUCUUGGCCUACCAUAUCCUCCCCCAUACAUGAGCAUACGUAGAUCAGCGACAGCGCUUACAGGCCUGAAUUAUGCAUCUGGCUCUUGUGGCAUUCUGCCAGAAACUGGAAGCCAAUAUGGAAAAUGUUUGAAUCUAAAGGAUCAGAUGGAUUUGUUUCGAAGAACCGUGAAGUCGGACUUGCCAGGACAAAUAAAAAAUCAAACUGAUCUUCUGCAGUACUUGUCCAAAUCUAUAUUUCUGUUUUCUGUUGGCAGCAAUGAUUUCAUCAACAACUACCUCGAACCUGAAGUUUUCGAUACAAGCAAACGCUACUCUCCUCAACAAUUUGCACAUCUCUUAAUGGAUACAAUUGCUCAUCAUAUGGAGAGGUUAUACAACUUAGGAGCCAGGAAAGUAGUCAUGUUUGAAAUUGGUCCACUUGGAUGCAUUCCAUCCAUUGCAAAAACACACAAACACAGUGGAAACUGUGUGGAAAGUACAAAUGAGCUAGCCUCGAUUUUCAAUGACAAGCUUCGUGCAACACUUGUGAAUUUAACAACCACUUUCCAAGGUUCUUUCUUUGUUCUCGGUCGAGCAAACUGGAUUGGCUAUGAUGCAAUUACAAGUCCUGUUAAAUAUGGGCUAAUGGAUGGAAGCAAUCCAUGCUGUACUACUUGGGAAAAUGGGACUUCAGGGUGCAUUCCAUUGCUUAGACCGUGCUUCGAACCAAAUAACCACUUCUUUUGGGAUGCUUAUCAUCUAACGGAAUAUGCAGGCUCAGUUAUAGCAACAGGCUGCUUCAAUGGCUCAACCGUUUGCACCCCUUUAAACAUUAAGCAACUUGUGAAAAUGUAA